This is a messenger RNA of Ascoidea rubescens DSM 1968, 629 nucleotides long. RefSeq names its product chromatin modification protein (gene TAF9). Lineage: Eukaryota; Fungi; Ascomycota; Saccharomycetes; Ascoideales; Ascoideaceae. Gene Ontology annotation, cellular component: transcription factor TFIID complex; SAGA complex. The transcript has a single exon. Gene Ontology annotation, biological process: RNA polymerase II preinitiation complex assembly; DNA-templated transcription initiation. The record is from RefSeq and is a predicted model, not a curated record. Bases 8 to 562 code for a protein of 184 amino acids. Gene Ontology annotation, molecular function: RNA polymerase II general transcription initiation factor activity; transcription coactivator activity; protein heterodimerization activity.
AUCCAAUAUGAAUAAAAAUAGCUCGUCUGGAAAUUUGCAAGGCAACAAUCUUUCCACUAACCAAUCAACACAACAGUCGGAAUCAGUGACCCCGAGGGAUGUCCGUAUCUUGCGUUUAAUAUUUAACAGUCAUGGCAUUGAGUCGUAUCAAGAUCAUGUUCCUCUACAAUUGAUGGAUUUUGCUUAUCGAUAUACAACAAGUGUUUUAAAAGAUGCUGUAAUAUUUAAUGACCAUGCCAACGCCAAAUCCUCAAGCAUAUCUAGUGCUGGAAAUUCAGGCUCGGCUCUUAGAAACCUCACAAUUGACGAUGUUAGAUUAAGUAUUGCUGCGAGAACAAAUUACCAAUUCAAACCAAAUGCUCCAAAGGAAUUACUAUUGCAAAUUGCAAGCGAGAAAAAUAAAAAACCUUUGCCUCCAAUAAUGCCAACCUGGGGUAUAAGAUUGCCUCCUGAGAAGUACUGCCUAACUGCCAGAGAAUCCGAUUUGAAUGAUGAUCUUCUACUCGACAGUGAUAUGGAGGAUGAGGAAAUGGAAGACAAUCAUGGUGAUUCUAAUCAAUGAACAUUUGCUUUUUUUUUAAUUUAGUUUAUACUUAUAUAGUUGUACUUAUAUGGAAUGGAAAUUUACA